AUGGAUAAUAGCGGAGUCAAUCAAAUAAUCAAUGCCUUAGAGGUCAUAUAUGAUCCUAAAGCAACGAAUGAUCAACGAAGAGAAGCACAAACAUUUUUAGAAUCGAUUAAAACAAAUGAAGAAUCACCAUUUUGGGGUUAUCAACUUGCGUUACCAGAAAACAACGGGAAGAAUUACAUAGUUAGACACUUUGGAUUGUCCUUGUUACAAAAUUCCAUUAAUAAGAGAUUUCAUUUAUUUAAUUCAGAUAAAGUUUCUACCAUCAGAAACUGGGUUAUCGAAUUAGCUAAUAAAAUAAACCAAGAUGAUCCUCAUUACUUAAAAGAAAAGUUAGCAUUUUUAUGGGUUUCCGUAGCCAAAAAAAUAUGGGGCUGUUUUCUUGUUAAGUCAUUGAAGGUUGAUGCGUCAAGAUUGAAUGAUAGUGAAGGCGAAAAUCAAAAUAAUGAUAAAUCAUCUGUUACAGAACAAGAUUUGACUGAUGGUUGGGCGUCUAUGGAUUCUGAUUUGUGGAAUUUAUGGAACAAGAAUGUCUGUUGUCGGGAAUUAUGUCUUAUAGUGAUCAGAACAUUGUUUGAGGAUAUAUAUCUCCUAGACGACCCUAUCGCAUCGAAGAGGACUUCAAUUUUAAAUCAAUUAAGUGUAUUGAUCGUCACCCCCGAAGAUGUCUUGAAUUCAAUCUAUGAACCAAACGCUACAUUAUCUCUUUGUAAAUCUUCCACGGUUGGCUGGUUUACAACUUUAAGCGAAAGUUUGGUUGAAACAUUACUGAAUAAUGAAUUCAAUAGUUCGACCUGUGAAAUAUUUGUUCCCAAAAUUUUAUCUAUUUUCAAGACGUGUUUACAUUGGAUACAACCUAUUGUCUUGAGAAAUCAAAAUAUCAUGCAGACGUUGAUAAAUAUUUUGACUAUUCCAGAUGUGAAGUUAAAGACUCUUGCAGUUGACUGCUUACAUAUUUUAUUCACGAGAAAUUACAAUAACGACGAAGAUUUUGAUUUUUUCAUUGGAAGUAUAUUUACAAAUGAAGGUAUAAAUAAGCUAUCCCAAUUUUAUCAAUCUUUGGAAAUUGAUCCCAAUGAUGUUGACGAGCAAGCAUACUCAUUAUUGAAGAAAACUGUAGAAAUGAUAGUCUCAUUAAGUGAGUACUUGAAUAUAUCUUUGCCUCAAAAAAACAAAAUAUCAUGGGAAAAUUCGGAUAUCGACAACUACUUAAAUUUGAUUUUGACAACAACAAACCACCCAAGUUUAAUAAUUUCAGGAUUGUCAUUACAAAUGUGGGUAACUAUCCUAAGGUUUGAUGAAUUAAGUUCAAAAAAACCAAUACUUAAAAUUCUCUUAGAUUUGUUAGAAACUUCGGCUAAUAGAACUUUAAAUUAUAGUGUAAUUGGUGAAGAAAAUGUUUCAAGGAUAUUCUUAAAUAUUGAUUUUGAUUCAAUUCCUGAUGCAAAUUCAUUUUUAUCAAAUUACAAAAAGUUCAAUGAGGAUAUUGUCAGAAUUACAGUUUGCAAAAAACCAGAAGAAGGAUUAAUGUGGCUUGAGAAUAGAUUACAAAAUUUUUUCAGUUCCAAGCUCGGUGAAGAAUGUAUUCAUGAAUAUAAUUUGAAUGAAAAGUCAGACGCAUUAAAUUAUGGUACUUCACAAUUCAACAUAAUCGAGAAUUGUAUUCGGGGUAUUUCAAGAUGGAGAAUAUGGUAUUCUGGAGAUGAUUUUGACGUUAUAAAUGAUAGAUUAAAUAAGCUAGUUGAAAGUCUUGGUGAGAGAUUACUAGCUAUGAAUUUAGCAUCUCCAUUAUUGAUCCGUAAGCAGGUACAAACAUUAGUCCAAUUUGCUCCAUUGUUAAAAGAUGUGAGUCCUUUAAUGUUUCAGGUUUUGGAAAAGAUUUUAACCACUGCAACCUUUGACUAUCCUAGUAACAUAAAUGAUGAUGAAAAAGAAUUAAUCCGAGACUUACGUACGAGUUGUGGCACAGAACUAAAUCGUUUAGCAUAUAUUAUGCCAGAAUCUUUAAAAAAGAUAUUCGGUGACUUGGAAAAUGUUGUAGGUAAUAUUCUAUCCUCGAAGAAGGUGAGUGAUCAUGAAAACGUUGCAUUUAAAUCAUUUUUAUUAGUUAUUGCAUCUCGUUCAACUAUCGACAACAAAGAUGAACUAUUUGCAAAGAUUGUUGACCCCGAAUUAAUGGCAUGGUCAGCUCCUGCAACUGAAAAGGGGUUAAUGGAUUUACAUUGGUUUAUGGAAAGAAUAGGAAUUGUUGAAAUUGCAUCUUACUUUCAAAGCAGAGGUAUCACAGCAAAUACAAAUCUUUUAGAAAGUAAAAUGGACGAUGAAGGUAAGAUAUUAAAAAACAAACUUAAAGAUCAUUGGUCCUCCAUAUUUCCUAUAAGAGCUACCAGAAUAUUUAUACAGUAUAGUAUUGAGAAAUUAAAUCAUGAUUCGCCAGAAUACUUAAAUUUGUUAAAAUUAUGGAAACCAAGGGUCCAGCCUAUUAUACCUCAUAUUUUGCAACUUUUAACUCAAAUCCAAGCUUACCAUGAUCCUGCGAAUUGGAAAGAUUUACCAGAUGCUGUUCAAUCUUUCGUCAAAUAUAGCUGUAUGGAAAGAUUCUGGCAACAAGGUGUCUCGAUUCAGAGUAAGGAAACAUUUAUAGAGGAAAAUGUUAAAGCAGCAUUGACAUUAAGAGAUUUCGCUGACUCUGUUGGACAUCUAAUUAGAUAUACUCGAGAAUAUGCAUUUUUAACCAUAAGUUCAUUAUCUCAAUUGGAAGAUACACUAUACGAGAUUCCAAACAUCGGAAGCAUGAUUUGGAAAUCAGUUGCAGGGGAUACAGUGGGAAUAACUUUACAUAGCUGGAAGCAUAUGAUUAAUAGCUGUUUACGGAGUGUUAUCAGAAAUUGCCCAGUUAAAUACGUUGAUAUUUUCAUGACUGAUCUAUUAAUCAAGGCAUUUUCUGAUAUUGAUAAAUUAUUAGUCAGUAAAUGGGAAAAGGUUUACAUGAACGGUUUGCAGCUACAAGGUAAUGAAGACGAUGAAACAUUGUCUGAAGAAAUGAUGGAGGAACAUAUGUUAAGGCAAUUAACAGCCACUGUUGUUAGGUUCUUAAUGGACAUUGUAAGCCAAUUUAAUGCUAAAAAUGUCACUGAUACUCAAUUUGCUUGUAAAAGACUCAUUGCAGAAAAUAAAGAAGUUUUGGCUCCAUUUUUAAGGAUAUGUUGUCAUAUCAUAAUGUUUAAAGAUACUAAAUGCUCCUUUAAUACCAUUUUGGUUAUUAGAAAUGUAUUAUCGGAGAUUUUACUCAAGGAUGAUGAGGUAGAUAAGUAUCUCUGUGAUAAUCUUAUCAAAGCAUUGUUGAAUGUAUUAAUGGAUGAGUAUUUUAUCGAAACCCACUCUGAAGCGGCUAUUGCUUUAACCACCUUGUAUUGCUCAUUAAGGUCAAAGAAUGACUAUCCAGCAAGGGUCUUUGUUCAGAUUUUACCAAAUAUAACCACACAACAUAUAAGCAAUUUUGAAACUUUAUUGGUAAGUUCAAAGUCUUUGAAGCACCAAAGAUCAGCUUUAUUAGAAUUAAUCAAAAUUUCAAAAGAAGUUGAUGAAGAUUCUUCUGACAGUGACUUAACAAAGCGUAAAAAACAGUUAGAGAAUGCUGUAGCUACAAGAAAAAAGAAGCCACAAAAUAAUGAUGUUAUGAAUGACCCUUUUAUUGAAAAUGGUCCUCUUAAUAAUUUAUUCGGUGACGAAUAG
Messenger RNA from Debaryomyces fabryi, 3732 nucleotides. It is a transcript of the gene MSN5, whose product is annotated as karyopherin. Gene Ontology annotation, molecular function: nuclear export signal receptor activity; RNA binding. The transcript has a single exon. The record is from RefSeq and is a predicted model, not a curated record. The coding region runs from base 1 to 3732 and encodes 1243 amino acids. Gene Ontology annotation, biological process: RNA export from nucleus; protein export from nucleus. Gene Ontology annotation, cellular component: cytoplasm; RNA nuclear export complex; nucleus. NCBI's taxonomy places the organism in Eukaryota, Fungi, Ascomycota, Pichiomycetes, Serinales, Debaryomycetaceae.